Messenger RNA from Emiliania huxleyi CCMP1516, 2518 nucleotides. RefSeq lists its product as hypothetical. The transcript has 10 exons. The annotation marks the transcript as partial. The record is from RefSeq and is a predicted model, not a curated record. Lineage: Eukaryota; Haptophyta; Isochrysidales; Noelaerhabdaceae.
AUGGUGCGCAAGCUGCCGAUGCCUGGCGCCUCUGGCGCGGCGCGCAAGACGCCGUACAGCGCCGUUGCACUCGCCGCGGCGAUGCUCUCCAUGGGUCCCGAGAUUCCGGCCUGGGCAGCGCCCAUGCUCGCCGACAUGGCGCCGCCGGGCUUCAUCGCACCGCAGGCUGCCCGGGCGGAGGCGGCUGCGGCGGCGCGGCAGGCGUCCGAGGAGACGAAGGCGGCGCAGGCUGCGGCGCGCGAGGCUGCCCGGCGCGACGCUGACGAGUCAAAGGCCGCCGCCGCCGCGAGCAAGAAGGCGGAGGCGGCGGCGGCGGCCGAGGCGCGGGCGGCCGCAGACGCGCAGAAGCGGGUCGAGGCGGAGUCAAAGAAGGCGGCGGAGGGGGAGGCUCGCCGCGCGUCUGACGAGGCCAAGGCGGCCCGGGCGGCGGAGGAGCGGGCGGCCCGGGCGGCGGCGGACGAGGCGCGCUCGGCGGAGCGCGCUGCUGCGGCGGCGAAGCGGGAGGAAGCGGCAAAGGCCCGCGCCGAGGCGGACGCCGCCCGCCGCGCCUCUGCGCCUGCCCGGACGGGCGGCGUCAAGCGCGGCGCGAAGCCGGACGCGGCGGCGCUGGACGAGGCGGCGGUGCGUGCCCGGCUCGAGGCGGCGGCGCAAGAGGCAGCCGCGCGCGCCGAGGCGGCGGCGGAGGCGACGCAGACGCCGUCGCAGCGGCGCGCUGCUGCGGCGGCAGAGGCGCGGGCGGCCGAGGUGGCCAAGAAGGAGGCUGCGUCACGGGAGGCGGCGGAGGCGAGGGCGGCCGCUGCCGAGGCGCGCGCGCAGAAGAGUGCGGAGGAGAAGGCGGCUCGCCUGGCAUCCGAGCAGGCCCGGGCGGAGGCGGCUGCGGCGGCGCGGCAGCGCGCUGCCGCCGCAGCCCAACGCGAGUCGGCUGCAAAGGACGCAGCAGCAGCAAAGGAGGCGGCCUCGCUAGCGAAGGCUGAGGCCGCUUCGCUCGCCAAGGGUGAACGGGCUGCGUUUGAGGCUGCGCGGCGCAGUCUCUCUCCCUCAGUGGUCAGCGCCCUCAGCGCCGAGGAGAUCAAGGAGGUGAUCGCACUGAAGGAGUCCCUCAAGUUGCGUUCGGAGCCGGUGGUUGUCAAGCCGACGACGAAGAGUGCGGAGGAGAAGGCAGCUCGCCUGGCAUCCGAGCAGGCCCGGGCGGAGGCGGCUGCGGCGGCGCGGCAGGCGUCCGAGGAGACGAAGGCGGCGCAGGCUGCGGCGCGCGAGGCUGCCCGGCGCGACGCUGACGAGUCAAAGUCCGCCGCCGCCGCGAGCAAGAAGGCGGAGGCGGCGGCGGCGGCCGAGGCGCGGGCGGCCGCAGACGCGCAGAAGCGGGUCGAGGCGGAGUCAAAGAAGGCGGCGGAGGGGGAGGCUCGCCGCGCGUCUGACGAGGCCAAGGCGGCCCGGGCGGCGGAGGAGCGGGCGGCCCGGGCGGCGGCGGACGAGGCGCGCUCGGCGGAGCGCGCUGCUGCGGCGGCGAAGCGGGAGGAAGCGGCAAAGGCCCGCGCCGAGGCGGACGCCGCCCGCCGCGCCUCUGCGCCUGCCCGGACGGGCGGCGUCAAGCGCGGCGCGAAGCCGGACGCGGCGGCGCUGGACGAGGCGGCGGUGCGUGCCCGGCUCGAGGCGGCGGCGCAAGAGGCAGCCGCGCGCGCCGAGGCGGCGGCGGAGGCGACGCAGACGCCGUCGCAGCAGCGCGCUGCUGCAGCGGCAGAGGCGCGGGCGGCCGAGGUGGCCAAGAAGGAGGCUGCGGCACGGGAGGCGGCGGAGGCGAGGGCGGCCGCUGCCGAGGCGCGCGCGCAGAAGAGUGCGGAGGAGAAGGCGGCUCGCCUGGCAUCCGAGCAGGCCCGGGCGGAGGCGGCUGCGGCGGCGCGGCAGGCGUCCGAGGAGACGAAGGCGGCGCAGGCUGCGGCGCGCGAGGCUGCCCGGCGCGACGCUGACGAGUCAAAGUCCGCCGCCGCCGCGAGCAAGAAGGCGGAGGCGGCGGCGGCGGCGGAGGCGCGGGCGGCCGCAGACGCGCAGAAGCGGGUCGAGGCGGAGUCCAAGAAGGCGGCGGAGGGGGAGGCUCGCCGCGCGUCUGACGAGGCCAAGGUGGCCCGGGCGCCGGAGGAGCGGGCGGCCCGGGCGGCGGCGGACGAGGCGCGCUCGGCGGAGCGCGCUGCUGCGGCGGCGAAGCGGGAGGAAGCGGCAAAGGCCCGUGCCGAGGCGGACGCCGCCCGCCGCGCCUCUGCGCCUGCCCGGACGGGCGGCGUCAAGCGCGGCGCGAAGCCGGACGCGGCGGCGCUGGACGAGGCGGCGGUGCGUGCCCGGCUCGAGGCGGCGGCGCAAGAGGCAGCCGCGCGCGCCGAGGCGGCGGCGGAGGCGACGCAGACGCCGUCGCAGCGGCGCGCUGCUGCGGCGGCAGAGGCGCGGGCGGCCGAGGUGGCCAAGAAGGAGGCUGCGGCACGGGAGGCGGCGGAGGCGAGGGCGGCCGCUGCCGAGGCGCGCGCGC